This is a messenger RNA of Lolium rigidum, 516 nucleotides long. Its product is annotated as oryzain alpha chain-like. Bases 1 to 516 code for a protein of 171 amino acids. The transcript has 2 exons. NCBI's taxonomy places the organism in Eukaryota, Viridiplantae, Streptophyta, Magnoliopsida, Poales, Poaceae. The record is from RefSeq and is a predicted model, not a curated record.
AUGAGGUUCAUGGUGGCGGCAGCGCUGCUGCUGCUGGUGUCGCUGGCUGCGGCGGCGGCGGCGGCUACGACCACAUCGGACAGCAGCGGGACGCCGUACAGGGAGAGGAGCGAGGAGGAGAUGCGGCGGAUCUUCACGGAGUGGUCGAGGAGUUACCGCAAGACCGACACCUCCGCCGCUGAGGAGGAGCGUCGUUACGCCUUGUUCUGUCACUACCUCCAACGCAUCGAUCUCCAUUGGCACAACGCCGGCUACCCUGCCUGGUCCUGGGACAGGGAGAGGAGCGAGGAGGAGGCGCAGCGGAUCUUCGUGGAGUGGAAGGCUAGGAACGGCAAGAGCUACAGCUCCAUUGCCGAUGAGGAGCACCGCUACGCAACGUUCAAGGACGCCCUACGCGAGGUCGACCGGCACAACGUCGGCUACACUUUUGGGGUCCAUGAUAGCAUUGUUGGCAUCAGCAAUCUCGCCGACCUCACCCAUGAGGAGAUCAAAGUCGUCGAGGAGUUACGUGCUUAG